GAGCAGUGCUUACACAGCUGCAGAGGAGCUGUCUGUCUGACAGUGACAGGGGAGUUACAGCACAGUACCAACAGUAACACUACUGAGGACUGAGAGGGGACAGACACAGAGGCUGGGAUGGAAGACUCUGUGCCUACACUGGCAUCUGGGCCCACUUCUAAUUCUAAUUUACCUAUAAUGGAGGAGUCUAGUGACAAACUGUUCUGCUGCCGCUGGGUAAGGCACAGAAUCCCCCUGGCGCAUAGAGAGGAGUUCUACCACAUUCUCCGGAUGACUGGACCCUUGCUGCUGUCUCGAAUCCUAAACUACCUGCUUCCGUUUGUCAUCACUAUGUUCUGUGGUCGCCUGGGGAAUGCGGUGUUAGCUGGCUAUGGCCUGGCCUGCGCGACUAUUAAUGUUACGACUGCAGCAACAGGAGGUGGACUUGCCUUAGCAUGUGACACUUUGGUAUCUCAGACAUUUGGAGGUAGGAACCUGCAGCGUGUGGGGGUGAUUCUCCAGAGGAGUGUGUUGAUCCUGCUGCUCUUCUGUCUGCCCUGCUGGGCCAUGCUCCUCAACACCCAGUCUAUCCUGCUGGCUCUGGGCCAGGAGCCUGAGGUGGCCAGAAUAGCACAGCUGUAUGUCAUCGCCUACCUACCUGCAGUACCAGCUAUUUUCCUGCAUCAACUUCAGGCUUCUUAUCUCCAAAACCAGGGGAUAAUACUGCCUCAGAUGUACACAGCAGCAGCAGCCAACAUCGCUAACGUGGUGACAAACUAUAUCCUGCUCUACUGGAUGGACCUGGGAGUUAUAGGGUCUGCAGCAGCUAAUACACUCUCCCAGCUCUACAUAUGUUCCUUCUUGUUUGCUUACAUUUAUUGGAAGAAGCUACAUGUGAAAACAUGGGGAGGUUGGACCACAGAAGCGCUGCAGGAGUGGGGCUCUUAUAUGAAACUAGCCAUCCCCAGUACACUGAUGCUAUGUUUCGAAUGGUGGAUCUAUGAGCUUGGGGGAUUCCUUGCAGGCAUGCUGAGUGAAGUGGACCUGGCUGCUCAACAUGUGGUCAUAAUGCUGGCUUUCAUCAACUACAUGUUCCCCAUGGGGAUCCAGGCUGCAGCAUGUGUUCGUGUGGGGAAUGCUCUUGGGGCCGGAGACACAGCUGGGGCCAUCCUCACCACCAAGGUGUCCCUCGCCCUCUCAGGUUCAAUGGCAGUAAUUCAGGGAAUUGUGCUGAUCUCUACUAAAACAGUGAUCGCCUUCAUGUUUACUUCUGAUGAUCAGAUCAUAAAUCUGGUCUCUCAACUUCUCAAUGUGUACUGUGUCCUUCAGUUCUUUGAUGGGCUAGUGUGUGUGUGCAUGGGCAUCAUCCUGGGCACGGGCCAACAGAAGAUAGCAGCGAUGGCUAAUCUUAUCACCUACUACUGUGUGGGCCUUCCACUGGGCAUCUCUUUGAUGUUCACAGCUGGCCUCAGGGUCCUAGGGUUCUGGUUAGGCCUGUUCAUCUGUGUAAUUCUACAGUCCACCUUCUUCAUCACUGUCAUCUUCAGGCUCAACUGGAAGAGAAUGACAGAGAAGGCUGUGAAACGAGCUGGAAAGGCUGGACAUAUGGUGUCAAUGAGGAGUAUAGUUGCACCUGAAACCACAGAGAACAGUGGAAGGACAGUGAAUGGAUACAUUUCAGUGAGUACUGAGGGCCAGGAAGACCUCAGGGGAAGCAAUGGGACCCCAGAGGUGAAGAGGGAGGAUGGGAGCCCCAAUGGAAUGCUUUCCACCACCCAGCUGGUCCUGAGGAGAGGUCUCACUGUACUGGCUGCCAUUGUCAUCCUGGCUGUGGGGACCAGUGUACAUCUUCUCCAGCCUCUACCAAUCAGCUCAUGGAGCAAUCUGAGUGUAGACUGGAGCAACACUACCUUUACCACUCCCUCCCCCCCUGAACUCGCCCCGUCAACAGUUCUCAUCUAG
Molecule: messenger RNA, 1941 nt
Organism: Salmo salar (Atlantic salmon)
Lineage: Eukaryota; Metazoa; Chordata; Actinopteri; Salmoniformes; Salmonidae
Product: multidrug and toxin extrusion protein 1
Biological process (GO): xenobiotic detoxification by transmembrane export across the plasma membrane
Cellular component (GO): membrane
Molecular function (GO): antiporter activity; xenobiotic transmembrane transporter activity
Source: RefSeq, a predicted model, not a curated record